Messenger RNA from Spodoptera frugiperda (fall armyworm), 2498 nucleotides. Its product is annotated as elongation of very long chain fatty acids protein AAEL008004. Gene Ontology annotation, cellular component: endoplasmic reticulum membrane. NCBI's taxonomy places the organism in Eukaryota, Metazoa, Arthropoda, Insecta, Lepidoptera, Noctuidae. The record is from RefSeq and is a predicted model, not a curated record. Gene Ontology annotation, biological process: fatty acid elongation, monounsaturated fatty acid; sphingolipid biosynthetic process; fatty acid elongation, saturated fatty acid. The transcript is spliced from 7 exons. Gene Ontology annotation, molecular function: fatty acid elongase activity. Bases 315 to 1157 code for a protein of 280 amino acids.
CGUGCGCGCACCGAAUGUUUAUUAUACAGACGCCUGCGCAGCUCCCUUGCAUUUUGUUCCGAUCUAACGACACGCGCGCUUGCCCGCACGCAGCCUCCGGUGUAGCCGCAUUUUCGAAAAAUUAAAUUACAAUCCAAAAGGAUUGUACUAAAUAAUUAUUUUGAGAAAAAUAAUUAUUUUAAGCAAACUUUUAAUGUGUAUUUUAAAAGUGUAGUGUAUUUGACUGUAGUAAUACAGAGUUAUUCACUCGAUCUAGUGCAAUUAAGUUGGUGGUUUUGGACGCUUUUUUUUAGUUGGUGAAGGAAUAAGCGAAAAUGAACGGUCCAAAUACAAGCAUGUCGUUCGUCGACUCAUAUAGAAAAUUCAUGGAGCGCAAUAGCGAUCCUCGGACGGAGAAUUGGUGGCUGAUGUCUGGACCAGGACCUCUGCUCACCAUCCUCGCCUCCUACAUCUACUUCUGCACCUCUGUCGGCCCUCGCUACAUGAGGGAUAGGAAACCAUAUGACCUGAAGAACACCAUGAUACUGUAUAAUGUCUCACAAAUCUUGAUGAGCAUAUACCUGGUUUAUGAGGGCAUGGCAGCAGGGUGGUGGAACGACUACAGCUUUUCAUGCCAGCCUGUGGAUUACUCGAACAGUCCCAAGGCAAACAGGAUGGCAGCUGCUGUGUGGUGGUACUUUGCUGCUAAGAUCAUCGAGCUUCUGGACACGAUCUUCUUCGUCCUAAGAAAGAAGAACAGGCAAAUCACCUUUUUGCAUUUGUACCAUCAUUUCAUGAUGCCUAUCUGCGCGUGGAUCGGAACUAAAUUCUUGCCUGGUGGCCACGGCACUCUUCUUGGAGUGAUCAACUCUUUCAUCCACAUUAUUAUGUACACUUAUUACCUGAUCUCCGGUCUUGGACCCCAAUACCAGAAGUACCUGUGGUGGAAGAAGCACCUCACCACGAUGCAGCUGAUCCAGUUCUGCAUCAUCUUCUACCACAACUUCAGCGUUAUGUUCUGCGAAUGCAACUACCCCAAGGUUAUAAACUUCUUGCUUUCGCUCAACGCUGGUCUCUUCCUUUACAUGUUUGGUAACUUCUAUUACGUAAACUACAUCAAAAAUAAGACGACAGUCCAAACUCCUCAGGUUACAAGUGAAAAAGCGAAAGAGAGCUAAAACAAAGACUUUAUAAUUAUAAUUGUGAUCGUUUUAGUUUAGUUAAAAUGCAGCUAGAUUGUGUCUAGCUCCUUUAUGUGAUAGAUUUGUGUUAAAGAUUUUGAAACUGUGUGCCUACUCACUUUUGUUGCUCAUUAAUGAUCCUAAGAUUUUUUGAUCUUUGCUCAAUUUUGAUCCUUCUCUUUUUCGUUGUAUUUUUGUCAAUUUAAUGUUACUCAUAUCUUUACGCUUAUACAGAGGGCUUAAUACGAGUUUCAUUUACAUUGAACGAGGUUGAAACGAGACCGCGUUCCUUGCCAUGAUUGGCCGGCUGCAAUAAACCAACCAAUCAGAGCGCCGAACGGGCUCUCGUUUCGAUUUCAUUUGACAUAAAGCAAACUCGUACUAAAGCCCUAUUUAUUAUUUAAUCCAUUAUUUUGACUUAUAUUUUGCUUUACACAGAAUUUUUCAAAAUCUGUAACACAUAAUUAAGUACUAUGUUAGUAAGCAUAAUAGACUUUUACUAUGUUUUAUAGGCUAAUGACUGUAUAUUUGUACAAAUAGUUUUAAUAUUUGGUUAAGGUAUUAUGUUAUUAUUGAAUCAAUGAAAUAUAUUUGAUUAAUUAUUUGCCCUUAUUUCACAUACAAACCUGUAUUUUGAUAUACAAGUAAUUGUUAUGACAAAUUCUUUUAUUAUUUUAUCAUAUAUGUACGAGUAUAUAUAUGACUUAUUUAUUGAGCAAUAUACUUAGAGGCUUUUCAUUCUGCCGAUCUUAUUUUUCCUAAUUUAUUUUAUUCUUCAAUUUAAAUAAUAUUUUGUUUUCUUUUUAUGUUUUGUGAGAUUAUUCAGUUCGUUUAUUUAUUUUAAUGCUGAAUAAAUAAGUGAUACCUAUAUAGAGUUACCAAUAUUUAUAUAAUUUUUGAUACGAAUUGUUGCAAUUGAUGAAAUAAAUCUUUUUAAUUCGUGAAAUACUACACAAAUGUCAAGGUAUUUACAUCCUUAUUUUUGUUACCAUUAGAUGUAAAUUAAGCGAGCAAGAUAAUAAUAUAAUAUCAACAAAAGAGUUUGAGAAAAACAAUAUACAGUAAAAUGAAAGUUCAGUUGAAUUUAAUUUUACCUUUGUUUUAUCUACUAUUAGUACAAUUCAAUAGCAAUUUAUUAGGUAUACUUUUUUAUAAGUUUGAAACCAAAUACUUAGCAAAAGUAUUUUAUACUUACCGAAAUGUGACAUUUUGUAUCGAAUUUACCAAGUCUGUAAAUUUAUUUAUGUUAAAAAAUAAUAUAAUAAUUAUUUUUUCCCGACAUAAACAAUGCAAUAAGACUUGUUAGUUUAUGAGGAUUGAAAUAUAUGGGUAAAUUGA